This is a messenger RNA of Mesorhabditis spiculigera, 736 nucleotides long. Lineage: Eukaryota; Metazoa; Nematoda; Chromadorea; Rhabditida; Rhabditidae. The record is from the annotation of a GenBank genome assembly.
AUGAUGACGAGUCGAGUCGAGCGCGCUGACCCUGCUGCCCACAGCCGUAUCUUGGCCGCUGCUGCCGCACGGCCUGCAGCAUCUAAGGACAAGGAUAUGAUCAGCGCCUUUCCGAUUCCGCUUGCCUUCAUAGGGGCUAAAUAUGAUGAAUUUCAGAAUUUCGAGUCGGAGGAUCGACGGCAGAUCGUCAAAGUGUUGCGAUUUCUUGCCCAUUAUUAUUGCGCCGAUCUGCUGGAAAUCGGCCCGCCGCCUCAGCUAAAGAACGCGCUUGCCAACCUACGCACCUCGAACCUUUUAUCGAUGUGGCGCGACGCCUUCGACGAAAUUUACAAGCAAAAAGAGCUCAACCUCGAGCAGGAGGCUGAUAACUCGAGUGACGCCUUGUUCGCCGAGAAAGCUAUCGAUAAAUAUAUCGAGCAGAAAAAUCGGGAUCUGGAGCUAUACAUACGUCAACGAAGGGAAAGAAAGAACCAGCGUGAGGCGUUAUGGCAAUGCCCGUCACGAGCUGCUCCUCGUUCCUUGACGGCCAAAGACAAGCUGCCCGGCGCUUUUCAGACCAUCGGGCUUGACCCCCACAAAUCAGAAGGCCACGACGUACUUCUUGUGCGCCACGCUGAGUCGAUCGCCGAGGUGUUCCCCGACUGGGUGCGCCGUACCAAGAUCGACGAGCGCUUCUACCGGCUCACCGACUUAUACCGUUUGAAGGGCCGGCUACGGAAAGUUCCAUCAGAUCUUU